CGAUUUGAGUUAGCAUCUCCUCAUUUCCGCCAUCGCGAUUGAUUGGCAUAUUAUGAUACUAUUUCACCUUAAGAAAAUGGCUGUUACUGUGCUACUUUAAAAAAAAAUGUGGCCGUAUUUGUGUGUAUUUCGGAGAUUUUUGCCUUUGUGCAUCCCACCUGUGUAAGGAUAAUAACAAAACGCCGACGAGAAGCAAGAACCGUCGGGCAAGAGCCGGUCGGCCGCAGGCACUGCUCCAAAGAAUGGCCGAUAACGGCGGUCGUAGUGACAGUCCCACCAGCACAGCGCCCGAUGAGGAUGACUCCCAACAGGGCCAUGGUCAUUUCUUUGUCAAGAAAACGUUCCAUAAGCCUACCUACUGCCACCACUGCACGGAUAUUCUCUGGGGAUUGAUAGGUGUAGGUUACGUCUGCGAAGUGUGUAAUUUUGUUGUGCAUGACCGCUGCAUGAAGACAGUGGUCUCCCCUUGCUCUAGUAUUGCAACCAGUCUUAUCAAAAAUCCAGUGGCUCACUGUUGGUCAGAACCAAGCCACUUCAAAAGAAAAUUCUGUAAUGUCUGCAGGAAAAGAUUAGAGGACAGUCUAGCUAUACGCUGUGAAAUAUGUGAAUAUUAUGCACACCUUGACUGUCAAGAUUUUGUAGUGAGCGAUUGUAUGGAAUGUGCAACUUACUUCCCUCAAAGGGAUAGGAAUGUGAUUCAUUACCAUCAUUGGAGGGAAGGCAAUCUGCCACCCAACUCCAAAUGUGUUUCAUGCAAAAAGACCUGUUGGUCCUCAGAGUGUCUAGCAGGGAUGAGAUGUGAAUGGUGCGGCGUCACGGCCCACGCCACAUGUUAUAGAUCACUGCCAGUAGAAUGUAAGUUUGGGAGCUUGCGAGAAAUUCUCCUACCUUCUUCUUGCUUGACCAUCCCUCGUCUAGAAGUUCCAAUGGAGACUAUUCUGGGAAUCAGCCGGAAGACAACUCGCACUGUCUCUGAAGAAUGGUCCUCAAGUGGUGACUCUAAAACUGAAGAUGAAGAAAGAGAAAGACGGUCGCCGAGAGAGAAAGAUGGAAGAGACAAAGAUAAAGAAGACUGUGAAAUAAUUAGGGUGUUUGAUGGCAAUGCCUCCCUUAAGAAACGCUUGUACCGCACAAUAUCAGUACCUAGAAAUGCAACAGUACAGGCUAUUCUGGAGGCAGCUCUUAAAACAUUCCACAUAUCUGAUGAUCCCAAAAACUAUUAUGUGACAGAAGCAACGGAGUCCAGCUUAGGAGAAAGAGAGCUAGAGGAAAACAUGCCAGUUAGAUCCCAGUUAAAAACACCUGAUGGAAAACGGCCUUCCAUAUUUUUGAGAUACAAAGAAAAGAAAGACAGUGGAGUCAUUAGAGUUUAUCCUGGUGGAUUAAGAGUGAGCUGUGGCUACAAGAAUAUAUAUCUAAACAAAGACACGACUACAGAAGAGGUUAUCAAGACAGCGCUAAGGAAGUUUGGUUUUGAGGACAAAGAUCCAGACAGCUUUGAGUUAAUUGAGGUAUUGUUAGACAAAGGUGUUACAGAAAGGAAAGUGGACCGUAAUGCAAAGCCCUUUCACAUAAUGGUACAAAGCAGACGGGAAUCCUUGCGCCAAAAUCGAAUGACAAGGUUUUAUCUGCAACAAAAAGAAGAUCCCCAUGGACCCAGCAUAUCUCUGUAUGUGGGUAAUUUACCUACUGGCUUGUCACAGAGACAAUAUGAAAAAAUACUUUUAGAUAUUAUAGGCAGAGAAAAUAAGUGGGAAAAGUUUGAUGGUAUUUACUAUGAGUAUGGCUCACUAGUCCUCAUAUAUACAAUACCUGAAGUAGCAACAACAGUAUUUAAUAUACUACAGGAGUCUACAUUUGAUGAAAAACAAAUUUUGGCUUUACUGCUACCUAAUAUUCAACCGCACAUGAUUCCAGACUAUGUGAAACCUUUGAUGGUUUUUGUCAAUGUCAAGAGCGGUGGUUGUCAGGGACUAGAGCUCAUUACCUCUUUCAGGAAGCUGCUCAACCCUCACCAGGUGUUCAACUUGGAGAAUGGGGGACCACUGCCAGGGUUGUAUGUAUUCCGAAAUAUCCCAUACUACAAAAUCCUGGUGUGUGGUGGGGAUGGUACCGUCGGAUGGGUACUAUCCUGUCUUGAUAAUGUGGGCCAAGAUGCUGAGUGUCAGUCACCACCCAUGGCUAUUGUACCUUUAGGCACAGGUAAUGAUUUAGCAAGAGUUUUACGCUGGGGACCAGGCUACACAGGAGGUGAGGAUCCUCUCAAUGUUCUCAGAGAUGUGAUUGAUGCUGAGGAAAUCAAGCUUGAUCGCUGGACAGUUAUAUUCCACCCUAAUGAGAAGGAGCAAGAUGAAACUAAAGUAGCCAUCGCCAAUGAUACCAACAGUGCAAACACUACAGAGGACCCGACCAGCAUCUUUGUCAUGAACAAUUACUUUGGCAUUGGCAUUGAUGCAGAACUUUGUCUUGACUUUCAUAUGGCACGAGAGGAGAAACCAGAUAAAUUUAAUAGCAGGCUACACAACAAGGGAGUUUAUUUAAAAAUGGGAUUACGUAAAAUGGUAAACAGAAAAACUUGCAAAGACCUCCAUAGAAACAUUAAAGUAGAAGUAGAUGGCAAGCUCAUCGAACUGCCUCCAGUCGAAGGCAUUAUUAUUCUUAAUAUACUCAGUUGGGGCUCUGGAGCCAAUCCCUGGGGACCCGAGAGAGAGGACCAGUUUAACAAGCCUACUCACUAUGAUGGGAACUUGGAAAUAGUGGGGGUCACUGGGGUUGUCCACAUGGGACAAAUACACAGUGGCCUUCGGAAUGGUAUACGCAUUGCACAGGGAGGGCAUCUUCGAAUUACAUUGCUGUGUGAUAUGCCUGUGCAAGUAGAUGGUGAACCCUGGAUACAACCUGCUGGACAGGUCAUAGUGCUCCGCUCUGCUCUCAAGGCGACCAUGUUGAAAAAAAGUAAGAACAAGAUCAAACGGCGCAAUACUGAGCCUAGCAUCUUCUUCCCUGAAAAUGAGCCAUUGCAAGCCUCCUCCCCUACAGAAGACUCUAGUGGACCUCUUUAACUGGAACUGAUCAGGGAGCCAUCCCUAGUGUAAUGAUCUCCUUGUGUCCAGCAUUGAAUGAAUUAGUACCAAACUCACCAUUCUAUUUCUUGUAACAACAACAGCAACAUACAACAUUACAGACCAUUUGGCUAUCUACUGGAUUAUCUCUAGUUCUGGAUUUUUUUUCAUCCUCAUACUGGAUUGUGAUUUCUAAUAGUCCAGUCAAUGUAGAAUUUAGACAUGACUACUUAACUCAGUGUAGUCUCAAACUCUUACUUUGAAGACUAGUUAGGAAUCUUCUCUUAUAAAUUGUGGAUGUUCCUUCAAACUAGAUGAUAAUUACCUGUCAGAUUUUUUUUUAUAAAUAAGUCACAUUUUCAAUCCUUAAUUUUUUUUUUUAUAUAAAUUGUCAUAAAAAUUGAACAUCUUAAUUUAGAGCAAAAUCUUUGCUUACGAAAAAGAUAUACAUAUAUAUAUAAAAAUGUAAUUAUUUUAAACUUUUUCAAUUGGAUGUCAUCAAAUUUUGUAUAAUUAAAUCUCAAUUUGUUGUGACUUUUUAUAUGAAUAGAGCAGUUAAUUCAAAAGAUCAGCCUAGUUUAUAUUAACAAAUAGACCUUUAUGUCUGUUAGAUAUUUAACAUUUAUGUGAAUGAUUGGCCAAAGAAAAUGUAGUCAUGUACCUUUAAUGUGCACAAAAUAAAUGGAGUAGUUUACUCUUUGAUCCCACCCACACCUCAACCAACAAAAAGAAAGAUUUUUGGUGUCAAAUGUGAGCGAGGUCAGUAUGUGUUGAACUACAAUGAUAUGUUUCACUCAACAAAUUCAAAUCACAUAGCAAAAUCCUAAACACUGUAACAAUAGGGAAGAAAUAUAUGGAACAUUACAGUGAUGAUUUAGAAAAAAAAAAAAAGUGAUCAAGAAGUUGGUAAAUAAUUUCAAAGGUAUAGUAUUUUAUUGUCAUACAUUGAAGUAAGGUAAUUGACUAAUUAAAUACUGGUGUGAAAACAGCUAUUAUGUUGUGAAAACCAAAUAUUUUUUAUCUGAAUUCUAGAAAUUUAAAACUACUUGCUACCUUAAGACUGUUGUAAUCAACAUUUUUUUUUUUUGUUGAUCUAGAGAUGCUGUGAUCCUGUAUGAAAGAAUGGCUUCUAUUUUCAAAUGAUGACAUAUUAAAACUUAGACUCACAUGCCAGAAGUUGCUGUAAUUAAUCUUUAUAGAAAUCAAGAAUUUUAGAAUGAUUUAUAAUAAUAAUUUAAAAAAAUAAUGGAAUAAAUUCAAAUCUUUAUCAAUCUUUGCCUGUCUGAAAAGACAUUGAUUGGUAGUAUUUAAUUAUCUGCUGUCAUUUUAAAAAAGUCUCUAAAACUUACUGUAGAACUGCUAAAGUUUUUAACUAUUUUGUGAUGAGUUGUAUUUUUUUUUAACUAAAACAUUUUCAGAAUCUCUUUUUUCAUAAACUAUUUAUGAUAUGCUGAAUUGCAUUUAUCAUCUUUACUGGACAGGAAGAAAUGCAGUGAUAGAUAAAACUACUGGGAUAGUUCAGUUAGACUCAGUAUAUAGUUAAACUGUUUCAAGCUUAUGUAUCUUGUAUCUUUUUAGAUUUGUUUUUCUUUUAGAGUUGUUGAAUGAGGAACCAGAUCUAUUCUAAAAGCAUACAAUCGGUUCUUGAAGAGAAAAAAACUUGGUUAUCUCUGCUCAUCUUCAUAUACCCUUGACGUCAGUCUUCAAAGCUUACAACAUGUGCAUACUUUCAUAGAAACAUACACCUCCAUAAACAAAGACAUAAUGAUAACACAGAAUACAUACCCUCAUAUGUGCAUAUAUCUGAUUUAUAGAUAUGCAUUCAUUUCUGUAUAAAUAUAUGCCUAUGUAAACAACACAUGAUAAAGUACACACCUGCAUUUGUGCAUAUAUCAAUAUGCAUUCAUCCAUGGACAUAACACACACACACACUUUUUUUUAGUAGAUUCUUAGUCCUAUAGAUUACAACUAUUUAAUUCUUAAUUCAUACAGUUAAUUGUUAGUCUACUCUUGAAUUCCCAAUUGGUUUAUAUAACAAUGUCAUUAUUAUUCUUAUUCUUAUUUGAUGAAACGAUUACUACUGAUAAUGAAUGUGGUUUUAUUUCAAUGAUGAUAUGAACCAAAUGUUGACUUAUGACUAUUCUUGAAUGAUUACUCUAGACAUGUUUGACCUUCUUGAUAAUCAUGUUGUUUGAAUUUUUUUCCCUUCUGUUCUCUCUACUCUCUCUGUAGAUUUGAUGUGAUAUAUUCAUGAAUGUCUGAGUUGAUCAAUGACUUCAUCCAUUCUCAGAUAAUCAUUACAACUACUAUAUUUAGUAUAUAUAUUAUAUUAAUAUUCUAUUGUUGAUGAAAGUGGCCAUCUCAAAUUAUCUGUAUCAUUUUCUCUCUAAGAAUGCAACGCAUAUGUGUAUGUGUACCAAUAGGGCAUGUCUCCUGCUGGUUACACUGUUGUGUACUUUUCAUGUAUGUGACAGAGUUGGGCAGACUGUAUGAUCAGCUCUAAAGAAAGAUUAUCUAAGACGGACAUAGAAUCCUGAACAAAGAUUGUGCUGUUUGUGUGUCUUGCUGGAUGCAUUAUGAAUUUGUUCCAGUAUAUAACAUGUCUUUAUGUUAGAACGCUCAUUACAAAUCAAGUUUAGGGCUGUUCCCAGGAUAAAGAUAUUUCUGUGACUAAUACUAAGAGAUCUGAAGAAAAAAAUUUGAAUUGAUUAAAAAAUAAAACUGAACAUUAGCUCUUUAAGUGCGGUGUUACUCUCGGCGAGUAACUUGGUUUAGAAAAUUUUUUUCACUAUCUUUUUUAUCUUAAACUUUUUAUUUGUCCCUUUUUUUUUUUUAUUUUCCGGAUGUAGGAGUGAUUGUUCUUUGUUUUGGUAGUAAUUUGAUGCACACAUUUAAAAUAAAACAAAACAUUGUGCUAUUGGUUCCUCUUUUUUUAGUUUAUUUCUCGGGACCCCAAAAAAAAUUUAAUUAAUACAAUUUCUUAGUGC
Biomphalaria glabrata is the source of this 6049-nucleotide messenger RNA. RefSeq names its product diacylglycerol kinase theta-like. The transcript is spliced from 23 exons. The record is from RefSeq and is a predicted model, not a curated record. The coding region runs from base 243 to 3062 and encodes 939 amino acids. Gene Ontology annotation, biological process: diacylglycerol metabolic process; intracellular signal transduction; lipid phosphorylation. NCBI's taxonomy places the organism in Eukaryota, Metazoa, Mollusca, Gastropoda, Planorbidae. Gene Ontology annotation, molecular function: ATP-dependent diacylglycerol kinase activity.